Vanrija pseudolonga is the source of this 480-nucleotide messenger RNA. RefSeq lists its product as uncharacterized. Lineage: Eukaryota; Fungi; Basidiomycota; Tremellomycetes; Trichosporonales; Trichosporonaceae. The record is from RefSeq and is a predicted model, not a curated record. The transcript has 2 exons. The coding region runs from base 1 to 480 and encodes 159 amino acids.
AUGUCUGCCCCGACUACUAACGGCGCCCCCAAGCCCAAGCCCAAGGCUAAGUUCACCAUCCGCGCGGUGACGGACCACGAAGUCGUCAACAACCAUCUUUGGAUCACCUGCGACUUCUACGAGUCCAUUAUCGGUGACCAGAUCCCCGCGGACGGGCUCAUGGACAACGCCGUCGUGGUCGAGUAUCUCGCCACCACCAAGAACCCGCCCAUCCCCCUCCCUAACGGCCGCGGCUGGGUCAACCAGGCGCCGAAGGUCAAGUUCCUUGACAUCCCCGAGCCGCCGCUUGACCCCGAGGAGAAGAAGCACAAGAUCGUCCGCAUCUUCAAGGCCGACGGCGUCAAGAUGGUCGAGUACAAGUACAACGGGGCCACUCGCCAGAUGACCUUCAACGAGGCGAACGCCAAGAUCCCCAACCGUCUCCGCGACCACCUUUGCACCCUCGCCUUCGCUGGGCUCAUGGACGCCACCAUCGAGUAG